Messenger RNA from Musa acuminata subsp. malaccensis (wild Malaysian banana), 1143 nucleotides. The record is from RefSeq and is a predicted model, not a curated record. Lineage: Eukaryota; Viridiplantae; Streptophyta; Magnoliopsida; Zingiberales; Musaceae.
GCGUGUAAAGACACCCUACUUUAUUUGGACAUCGGCUCCGACGGCCUAUGCGACAUUUCCUCGAACGCUGUUCGUGCGUAGUCUUCGUCGUCCAUGGCGUCCUCGUCGACGGGCUCUGCCCUCCAGUUCCGGAAUCUACGACCGCUACUGGCUUUGGAAAGAGGAAGCCCUACGAGCCUUCGAGGGCCUUCAAGGAUCCGCUGUGGGCUGCGGGGCGAGAGGAAGCCGCUGUGGAGAGGGAGAGUGAUGUCCACGGAGGCGAUCCAGGCCGUCCAGGCCCUCAAGCUCGCCAAUUCCUCCUCCUCGUCUCGCCGGAUCGAAGGCGUCCUCGAUGCUCGCGUCGGGAGGCUCCUGAAGGCCGAUCAGAUUGCGGUGCUCGCGGAGCUCCGGCGGCAGAACGAAUGGCAACUUGCCCUACAGGAUUACAGGUUUUUGCAUUUAUUCGAAAGGAGGUGUGGUAUAAACCAGAGCUGUCACUAUAUAGUGAUAUGAUAUUCAUGUUGGGAAAGAACAAGCUGAUUGGACUUGCUGAAGAACUAUUCUCUGAGUUACAGAAAGAGGGAUUGCAACCUGACACUCGAGCCUACACUGAAAUGAUAGGAGUCUUUUUGCAAGUUGAUAUGGUGGAGAAAGCAAUGGAUGUAUACAAAUCCAUGAAGGAAUUGGGCUGCAGUCCUGAUAAGUUGACACUGACCAUUUUAAUUAGGAAUCUUGAAAAAGUUGGACUGGAAGAUCUGGCCUCCGAUGUAAGGAAGGACUGUGCUGAAUAUAUGGAUUUUCCUGAGAAGUUCUUAAAAGAGGUCGACAAAAAAUUUCCAAAAAGGAGGUCACUCAAACUUGUCUGAAAAGCCUUGUAAAUCUGUCACCUGAGAUUACUUUUGGAGUAUUGACAAAGCUAAUAUGAGGACAAUAACUUUGUUCAAUCAGUACAAUUUGUUGGCAAGAAAAGGUUGUCCGAAACCAUCCUUUUCUAUAGUAUGCAUGUGAAGCAUGGACUACAUCAGCGGUACCUGGUUUGUCUCUUAUGAUCUACAUUGCUAGUAUAAACGACGAUCAUUUUCGGUCUAAAUUUUUUGAAUGUCGCUGAUCUAGAACAGCAUGGUGUUGUCAUAAUAUCGUAAUAUCAGAUACUCUUUUACCGAA